AUGAAUCGACUCUUUGGCACCUCGAAAAAAACACCGAAACCUACUCUAAAUGAUGCAAUAACUGCGACUGACACACGAGUUGAUGCAGUCGAGGUAAAGAUAAAGAAGCUCGAGGCAGAAUUGUCCAGGUAUAAAGAUCAGAUGAAAAAAAUGAGAGAAGGACCAGCAAAAAAUGCCAUCAAGAGCAAGGCGCUACGUGUUUUGAAGCAAAAGAAGAUGUAUGAGACUCAGCGAGAUCAACUACAACAACAAUCCUUUAACAUGGAGCAAGCUUCCUUCGCGACCGAGAAUCUGCGAAAUGUAGCUACCACCGUAGAUGCCAUGCAAUUAGCCAACAAGGAGAUGCAAAAGCAAUACAAGAAAAUCGAUAUAAAUAAAAUUGAGAGCAUUCAAGAUGAUAUGGAGGAUCUGUUGGAACAAGCCAAUGAGAUACAGGACUCGCUCGGGCGGACGUACGGUCUCCCCGAAGAUAUCGAUGAGGAUGAAUUAGAAGCAGAGUUGGACGCCUUGGGAGAUGAAUUGAGUUUCGAAGAAGAGGAACCGUCAUAUUUGCAAGAGACGCCGGCAUCCGAAUUACCGCUUGGAGAGUUGGAAAAUAAUCCCGAGCUUGGUGAUGGAUCUUCAGAAACCCCAAUAAAAAAUGUCGCAUAA
Messenger RNA from Acaulospora colombiana, 651 nucleotides. The record is from the annotation of a GenBank genome assembly. NCBI's taxonomy places the organism in Eukaryota, Fungi, Glomeromycota, Glomeromycetes, Diversisporales, Acaulosporaceae.